Messenger RNA from Amphimedon queenslandica, 4065 nucleotides. Its product is annotated as golgin subfamily A member 3-like. Bases 190 to 3993 code for a protein of 1267 amino acids. The record is from RefSeq and is a predicted model, not a curated record. Lineage: Eukaryota; Metazoa; Porifera; Demospongiae; Haplosclerida; Niphatidae. The transcript has 9 exons.
AUUGGUGGGAGGAGUUUUGUAGGUGUUGCCAAAUAAAAAUGGCGGAUCUGUGAAAGUAGAUUUUUUUCUGGUGUCUCUCUUUGCCCAGUCAUACAAUUGUAUUAUCGUACUGAUAGGAACUGGAUUUAAAUUUAUAAAACAGGUACUGUAUGCAAAUAUUCAUUGAGAUACCUUCCGCCCACACACUAAAUGAGUACUUUAUAUUCUGCUGACGACACUAGAACAGGUAACACCUCACCUACUUUAAGUUUCUUCCCUUCUCGUCCGUUACUUGGUGCAGGCCCCGCCCUAAGCUCCGCCCAAGGACUACCCAAUCGUCCGGUGGCUCUCAUGCAAAGAGACACGCCCACUAAUUUAUCUGAUUCUGACAAAUUAGGAGGUGGAGUCUCCCCGUCAGUUGAUUCAAUGUAUUCCCCUAAUGAUACUCAUGGAAUGGGCGUGUCAGGGGGUGUGGCUAAAGGAGCUAGGUCCAAACCUCUCACCACUUCUUUUGCUCUUCCGUCACCAAAAGCUAACAGGGACAUCGUGUUGCUAGGGAACGGUAGCCACGACAAUCGUAGCCGUGACAACGAAGACAAGGAUUCCGUAUGUAGUGAGCCCGUUAGAGGGCGUGGCUUUGACACACCUCCAGUCACGCCUACCCCGUCUCUACCAGGAGGACUCUCUCUUCAAAUGCCGGCACACUUGAGGACACAGCAGGGAAAAAAGAAAAAGGUUACAAGUCUGGAAGAUAAGAAAGAAGAGAGAGAAGGAGAAACUGAUGAAAUAGCAAGUGGCCGCUCUACCCCAAUCAUCACCUUACCUGAAGUACCUAAGCAAAGACCUCAAUAUGCGUCACAGUUCUCACCAUUACAGUCCGUACGUCCUUCACUAUCAGCCUCUCUACCUGUUACUAGAUUAAGAGGAGGAGAUGAUGUCCUUAGUCUUAAAGAGCAACUGAAGCAGCUCAUGAGAGAAAAGGCUAAUCUUGAAGGUCAACUUGAGAGCGUUAUUGAUGAAUGUCAGAGCACUUUAAAGGAAAGGUCACAGCUGCAAACUAAACUAGCACAAGCCGAAGUAGAACUAAGCACAAUUCACACUGAUCUGACUAAUAGUCUAACAGCUGCUGGUAGGGAGGCUGCUGAGGAAGAAGAGGGAGGGAGUGACUUACAGACUGAGCUAAACCGUUUGGAAUCGACUUUAAGUCAGAAGAGAAGUGAACUUGCUUCAAAGUCGCGUGAGAUCGAAAAAGAGAGAAAAACUGUUAAAGAUCUAUCAGACGAACUUAUCAGUGCUCGCGGUCUUCUUAAAGAGAAAGAGAGAGAAUUAGGCGAGAUACAAGAACAAGUUAGGCGACACUCGAGUGUCCUUGAGGAGAAAGAUGACGCCAUUGAAGAACUAAAGAGACAAAACCUUUCCUUAAAAGGUAGUCUUACCAGCAUGGAGUCAUCUAAAGCAUGGCUGAAAGAACAGCUUGAAUCAGCUAUCGAUACCAAAGCAAAACUACAAGAAGAACUAAGAGGAGUUAGAGCCAGUGGAUUAACACAGAGUAUAAAAAUGGAGGGUCUACAAAAAGAAAGUGAUCUACUUAAACAACAAGUGGCAGAUCUUCAGGGCAGCAUAUUAAGAGAUAAAGCUAAACUAGUGACGGAGUUGGAGGCCAUUGAAGCUGACGUGAUUGAUAAAGAAGGAACAUUUGAACUGGUCCAGGCUGAGAAGGAGCAGCUACAGGAACAGCUGCAACUCAAGUCGUCUCAACUUGAUAAGAUCAUAUCCAAUUUGGCUGAUCAAAAGGCGGCCAAUGCUCACCUGAUGAGUGAACUUGAUGACGUCAAUGCUACUAAUAGCUCGUUAGAAUCUCGUUUAAAAACUUUAGAAGAGGAAAAUAACAAAAUGACUCAGCAAACGGAACAAUUCCAGCGACAGUUGGCAGUCAAAGAAGAGGAGGGAAAGGAACUUAAGAAAUCAAAAUCAACUUUACAACAACAGCUCCAAUCAAAGGAGCUAUCGACCGUGAGUAAGGACGGGGAGAUACAGAACCUGAAGGACUCUAUAGGGAUUCUUAAACAUGAGCGGGACACUCUGAAUGAGUCCAAGAAGGUUUUAGAGGAAGAACUCUCUCGCCGUCAAGAAACCAGUGAGCGCCUUGAGUCUGAUUUUGAGAACUCUAAGAACCAGCUAGCUCAGUUGGAGUCACAGCUUCAAGCCGAGAAAAGGAAGCGUCAGCUUUUAGAGUCCGAGGUUUCUGAUUUUGAGUCCCAGUUAGCCGAGAAACAAGAGGAACUGGAGGAGAAAGAGAAAUCAGUAACUGCCCUCCAGUCACAGUCGGAAGAUAUCAGGCAGCACUUUAACUCACUUCAGAACCGGUUCGAAGAGAUUGAGAAUGAAAGUGGAGCUAGUUUAGAGGAGAAGGAUAAACUGAUUGAGACGCUUAAGAGCGACCGGAAAAAGGCGUUGGAUCAAGCGAGGGCCUUGUCAGAAAGUGAGAGAGGGAUGAGAGAGGAAGUGGCAAGACUAAAAGAGGAAAAUGCCAACUUGCAGGGGCAGCUGGACUCUGCCGUGAGCUCAGGACCACAGCUGGAGGAUUUCAAACAAGUCUUGAAAGAGAAAAAUACACUGGAUAGUCAGUUAGCGUCUGAGAGACUCAAUCAUCAACAAGAAGGAAUUAAACUUCAAGCGAAAGUGGCCAGGCUUGAGACAGAGCUGAAGGACGUUAGGAAAGAAGGGAAGAAAAAGGAGAGAGAGUUUGAAAAGAAGCAAGAGAGUCUGGACUUGAUAAUUGAUGAUCUACAGAAACAACUUGAAGAAACUAAAAAGAAAGACCUGGCUAGUCAGCCAUCAACGGAUGAGGUAGAUGGUCUUCAUGAAGCAAUAGAAGAGAGAAACAACAUGAUAGAAACCUUGGGCAAAGACAAGACUAAGCUACAGGAGGAGAACACAAGUUUAAGAGAAAGAUUGAGAGAGAGUGACACUCGCCUAAUGGAGUUAGAACAAGAAAUGGAGGACGCACUACAGCAGCUAAAGGAGGAGGGAGAGAUUGAGAGAGAGCGAUUUGAAGAAGAGAAGCAGCAGCUGGUCAUUGAAGCACAGCAUUUAAAAGGUCGUCUGUCAGGUAUCAACAGGUCCCAACAGGUAAUGCGGGAACAUACAACAGGUUUAGAGAAAUCUCUAGCUUUUAAGGAAUCACAGAUACAGAAACUGACCGGCGAGAACAAUCGAGCAAUUGCCGAAAAAACUAAUGAAAUUGAGUCCUUGAAGACGUCCGUGACGGAACUUCAAGACAGAGAGAGUUCAUUAAAGUCCGAGCUACAGCAAGCUUUGAACUCCGCCCUUCUUGAGUCCCAAAGAGCCGACGGGAUGGCAAGAGACCUUGAGAGACUCAAGGAAGAAUUGGAGAGGACCAGAGGAGCUUCAUCCAGUGAUAAAGAACUCAGAGAGCUCAGGGAAAGUGUAGCUAACCUGGAACAAGUCAAGACCGACCUUCAGGGCGAAGUUCGUAUUCUUAAGCAGCAGCUGUCGUUAAGUGAGGACAAUGUUGAGUCCAUUCAGCGAGAACUGGACGAGAAGGAACAGCUGAUCUCCAUAUUAGGACAAGACCUCAAAAUGACCAAAGAAGAGUUGGACCAGUCACAAAAUGAAAUGAGCACAUUACAGAGUCUCCUCCAUGAGAAGAAGUCUCCUCAGAGGACGUUAACAUCAAGCACUCCUCAUUUCAUUGAUGGUGGCCUGUCUCCUGUAGUAAAAGGCACUGGCUUAGACGAGAAACAAAGUGGAGAGAUAUCAUCUCUUAAAUCCCAGCUAGGAGCAAAAUCCAAGACGUUAAAGAAUUUGCAUUCAUGUCUGCGUGAUCUGAAGAAUGAUAUGGGUGACAUACAGACAAGGAUGGAUCACCACACUUCCUCGUUACAGAAUUCAUACAGAUCAUCGCAACAAUUAGAGGAGAAAAUAAGGUCAUUGCAACUGAGUAGAAGUAACAGUAGUCAUUCAACAAGGUCGAUCACACCUUCAAAUUGAAACUGAAACUAUUAUUAUUAUUAUCAUUAUUAUUACUGCUACUGUUUUUAAAGAUUUUCUUAACUAAAAAAA